GGGACUUCCAUCAUUGAAAGGAAAGCUAACAAAAGGACAAAAAUAGCAUAUAUCAGCACUUUGUCCCAAGCAGCAAUCUUUAAAUAUAUUAAUAGCAUAAACUGAGUAGCACUAAAGUUUAUGGAAUAGGCCACACGGUGCUUGCUUUCUCCACCCGAGAAGGCUCGUAAGAAACCUCAUCACACUUCCAGUCUCAAAUUUCUGCUCUUUAUAACAAAUCCUCCACACACUCUUUUUCCACUCAACUCAAUUUUCUUUUUACUUUGGAUUCUCCGAGAAUUUGAACAAAUAUAGCUGAAAUUCUUUUGUUUCACUAGAAGGACAAAAAUGGCUUUACCGCAAGAGACUUGUAGCACACUUGAUUCGAUUAGGCAACAUCUUCUUGAUGAUUUUCAAUUCAAGGAACAUUAUAUCCCUGAAACUAACCAAAGUUCUGAAUCUCUGGACAGAACUUUCUCUUUUGAAACAACAUUCAACUCAUGUGCGAACACCGUUCAAAGUUCCAAUCUUGAAUUCUCAAAAACAGAGUUCGAUUGCUUUUUCGAGUUUAAGAAAAAACCAAAAGUGUCAGCUGGCCGUAUCAGUUCGAAUUCUCCAAAGCAAAGGAGCUUCAAAGAACGGAAGCCUCCUCUGAACAUUGCGAUACCCACGAAGCCAGUUGUUCAGAAAGUGGAAGUUUCCAUGGAGCACUACAGAGGAGUUAGGCAACGGCCGUGGGGAAAGUUCGCGGCGGAGAUUCGCGACCCCAACCGAAAGGGGACUCGGGUUUGGUUAGGAACAUUCGACACCGCCAUUGAUGCGGCCAAGGCUUAUGACUGGGCGGCGUUUAGACUUAGAGGCAGCAAAGCAAUACUGAAUUUCCGUCUUGAAGUUGCUAACUUUAAGCAACAAAAUGAUGUUGAGAUUCACCCACAGCAAGUGAACUCGGGAAGAAAAAGGGUGAGAGAAACUGAGCUAGUAGUUAUCAAGAAAGAAAUGAAAAGAGAAGAAGAAAGAGUUAUCCCGACGACGGCAGCUCCAUUAACGCCGUCUAGUUGGUCGACGAUUUGGGACUGUGGAGACGGAAAGGGUAUUUAUGAGGUGCCGCCACUAUCACCAUUGUCUCCACAUAUGGGAUAUUCACAACUUUUAAUGAUGUAAAUAAAGGACAACUGUGUGAUUUAAUAUGAAAUGUCAGUAUUCAGUAGAUGAAGGAUAAAUAUAUGGCACCUGACUAUAAAAAGUCUCAGGUGAUUUCUCUAUAAAAAGAUGUAGGGGUAGGCUAGCUAGGGUAAUUAUGAUUCAAUAGGAGAUGGAGAAGAUGGUGGUGUGUCUUGGCCUUUCUUAAUUUCUUUGAUUAAGUUUUAUUUUGUGUAAAAGCGUCAGUUAGAAAUCUGUUCGAUUGGUUUAUUCAUUUCUCUGGGCUGGAAGUCUGGAACUGUGAAAUCAUAGACCUCCUUAAGAUUCAGCAAGAA
This is a messenger RNA of Lycium barbarum (goji berry), 1454 nucleotides long. RefSeq names its product ethylene-responsive transcription factor 5-like. Gene Ontology annotation, biological process: ethylene-activated signaling pathway; regulation of DNA-templated transcription. Gene Ontology annotation, molecular function: DNA binding; DNA-binding transcription factor activity. Bases 328 to 1140 code for a protein of 270 amino acids. The transcript has a single exon. NCBI's taxonomy places the organism in Eukaryota, Viridiplantae, Streptophyta, Magnoliopsida, Solanales, Solanaceae. The record is from RefSeq and is a predicted model, not a curated record.